UCCUGCCAGCCUCCAUCUGACCCUAGGAGAACACUCCUGGACCCAAGCUCCGGCCAAAGAGCCUCUCUCCCACGCAGGCCGGGAGGUUGCUUUCUAGGAGCUCAGGAUGCAAAGGUGGACACUGUGGGCUGCAGCCUUCCUGACCCUCCACUGGGCACAGGCCUUUCCACAAACAGACAUCAGUAUCAGCCCAGCCCUGCCGGAGCUGCCCCAGCCUUCCCUGUGCCCCCUGUUCUGGAUGGAGUUCAAAGGCCACUGCUAUCGAUUCUUCCCUCUCAAUAAGACCUGGGCCGAGGCUGACUUCUACUGUUCUGAGUUCUCUGUGGGCAGGAAAUCCGCCAAGCUGGCCUCCAUCCACAGCUGGGAGGAGAAUGUCUUUGUGUAUGACCUCGUGAACAGCUGUGUUCCCGGCAUCCCAGCUGACGUCUGGACAGGCCUUCAUGAUCACAGACAGGAAGGGCAGUUUGAAUGGACUGACGGCUCAUCCUAUGACUAUAGCUACUGGGAUGGCAGCCAGCCAGAUGAUGGCAUCCACGCGGACCCAGAAGAAGAGGACUGCGUGCAGAUAUGGUACAGGCCUACCAGUGCUCUGAGGUCAUGGAAUGAUAACACCUGCAGCCGAAAGUUCCCCUUUGUCUGUAAAAUCCCGUCUCUGGCCAUUCAUUGAUCCUGUCUUGUCCUACUGGUGUGAGCUGAACUCCAGUAUCAUCUUGUAGCUGUGCCCAGUGUAGAAUUGAAACUAAAUACAUGUAAAACAUACAUAGGAGGUAAAUCUCUUGGAUAGAGAUUUUAAACAAGCAGAUCUUAAUUAUACAGGGUGGUUACUUGGCCAAGUGACAGGAAAUUAUACAGGGUGGUGACUUGGCCAGCUCAAAUUGGCUUAAUUAAUUUUUUAAAAGGUGUUGUUGUUGUUGUUGUUGUUUAAAUUGGCCCAAGUAACAGAAAUCCAGAGGUUGUUCUGAUUCAGAGUUGAAUCUCACUGGGCUGGCUCAAGUCAUAUGCCCAUCCCUGAAACAGUCACUCUGGCAUAUGCUAAGUGGCUAGCCCCUGCUUAACUGCACAUCUUUGGGACAGAAUGGGGUGGGAGUCACAUCAUCAGAGGGUCUGGGAGUGGGGGAAAAUGGGAGGAUGUUGGUCAAAGGAUACAAACUUUCGGAAAUAAUAACUUCAGGAGACUUAAUGUACAGUAUGGACUAUAGUUAAUAAUAAUGUGUUGUGUUCCUGAAAUUUACUAAGAUAGUAUUUUUUUUUUUUUGAGACAGUAUCGUAUUCUCUUGCCUAGGCUGAAAUGCUGUG
Cebus imitator (Panamanian white-faced capuchin) is the source of this 1296-nucleotide messenger RNA. It is a transcript of the gene CLEC19A, whose product is annotated as C-type lectin domain containing 19A. Gene Ontology annotation, molecular function: signaling receptor activity. The record is from RefSeq and is a predicted model, not a curated record. Bases 107 to 667 code for a protein of 186 amino acids. NCBI's taxonomy places the organism in Eukaryota, Metazoa, Chordata, Mammalia, Primates, Cebidae. The transcript is spliced from 5 exons.